Molecule: messenger RNA, 616 nt
Organism: Pseudonaja textilis
Lineage: Eukaryota; Metazoa; Chordata; Lepidosauria; Squamata; Elapidae
Gene: PFDN1
Product: prefoldin subunit 1
Biological process (GO): protein folding
Cellular component (GO): prefoldin complex; cytoplasm
Molecular function (GO): protein folding chaperone
Source: RefSeq, a predicted model, not a curated record
GAACAAAGGACCGUUAUGCCGUCAGUUAAAACUGUUGCCUAAAGCGCAUGCGUAGCUGGUUUUGUGCUAGUUAAAAUGGCGGCAUCCGUGGAUCUUGAGUUGAAAAAGGCAUUUUCUGAACUUCAAGCUAAAGUCAUUGAAACCCAGCAAAAGGUGAAACUGGCAGAUAUACAAAUAGAUCAGCUGAACAGAACAAAAAAGCAUGCACAUCUUACAGACACAGAGAUCAUGACUUUGGCUGAAGAAACAAGGAUGUAUGAAGGUAUAGGACGAAUGUUUAUCCUUCAUCCCAAAGAAGUAAUUCACAAUCAGCUGUUAGAAAAACAAAAAAUGGCAGAAGAAAAAAUUAAGGAACUGGAGCAAAGGAAAUCAUAUUUGGAACGGAGUGUAAAAGAAGCUGAAGAUAAUAUCCGGGAGAUGCUCACGGCUAGAAGAGCACAAUAAGUUUCUUGUGUUUGGACUGAAUAUUUGAAAGCAGAGAUUUUGAACCCCUCUUGUUAAACAUGCAAAGAUGUGUAAGAUAUGAAGAACCUGGUUUAUGUAACUAGCUGCAUCAUGUCAGCCCAACCUUGUAGUUUGAUGCACUAAUAAACUAUUUAAUUUAUAUAUACCAUGA